Molecule: messenger RNA, 5720 nt
Organism: Cataglyphis hispanica
Lineage: Eukaryota; Metazoa; Arthropoda; Insecta; Hymenoptera; Formicidae
Gene: dap
Product: histone-lysine N-methyltransferase SETD1A-like
Exons: 2
Coding region: 1441-2262 (273 amino acids)
Biological process (GO): regulation of cell cycle
Cellular component (GO): nucleus
Molecular function (GO): cyclin-dependent protein serine/threonine kinase inhibitor activity
Source: RefSeq, a predicted model, not a curated record
UACGCUUCAGUCGCUAGAGAGCGCUUUUCGUGAUUACUACGCGUCUUUGCGCAACUCCGUGUGGCCGCAACUCGCGCACGUAUCGCCGUGUUCGGCAUCGAAACGUAACUGCGCAAUCGUACCCCGCACGUCCUUCCGGACCCGGGUGGGCCACGCGCGUGCCUUGACAGUCGCGCGUUUGGCGGGAAACGGCGCGAGGCGCGUAUUUACGUGACUAUUUACGCGGUGUCAAAGGCGAGCUCGGCGAUCCCCCCACCGCGGAUCGACAUAUUGCUGCGGGCCGUGUGCAAUAACAGUUUUCUAUGGAAUUUUCUCGCGCCAAGACGACCGAUUGCGUUAUCGCGUCUCGGAUAUACGCAUCAAUACUGUGUCGUGUGUGAGUACGAUAUAUAUAUAUAUAUAUAUAUAUAGAGAGAGAGAGAGAGAGAGAGAGAAGGAACAAAGAGCGGAGAUUCCGCGAAGCAAGACGAUUGCCAACGGUGGACCACGAAAUUCGCGCGGGACACGUAACACGCUCUCUCGCCGUCGCUCGGAUACUCACGCGCAAGUGCGGUCACGCAACGUUGCCGGAUCGUCGUUCUCCCACAGACUAUGCCGGAGGAAUCGUCGUGUCGCAGGGCGAUUGUGUCGAUAGUGUGACUAGAGCGUAUUUUUUGCGUCGGGACGCGAGGAGCGUCUCCACAGUGACUUUGAAGGACAGUUUCGUCUCGGUGCAGCGAGAAUCGCGCGCGCGAGGGGGAGUUUGUUUUCGCCGCCGCUAUCUCUGUCUUGCACAUAGUAACCGUGCCCAUCGUGUUGCCAAGCGCGGCUGCUGUUUGCCGUCGCACUGCGUCGUCCUGCGAUACAAUCUCUUUCCCACAGAAGCCGACCCCGAAUAUCAUCAUCGUCGUCGUCGUCGUCAUCUACCUUCUCGACGAGCGUGGACGUACGUCGCGCGACCACCGCAACGUCAAAUCUGUGAAUCCAUGCUCGAAGCGGGAGAUCUGGUGAACGCUCAGCAGCAACGCGGCCAUUAUUCGAAAUUCGGUGGGUCGCGCCACGGAUCGCGGUGUUGCCAUAUAUCCCGUCCACGCUGCGUAGCCCCGCGAUUUCAACGUCCCGCGACGGCAACGAUUCCUGGAAGGAGUCAUCGUCAUCCCCAAUGCGUCACGGCCAUUGCUAGAAGAGGAACGAUCGCGUAGCUCGCGUCGCAAAUCGAUAGCGCGCUGAGAAACACGGAGAGAGAAAGAGAAAGCGAGAGACAUAAAGGAAGAAAAGAAAAAAAUAGUAAAAGACAGUGCGUAUAUGUGCGUGUGUGCGUGCGCUCGGGCGCGCGUUCUUGCUUUUGAAAUUUCUCCACGCCCGGAUUUUGGUGUUGAUUGUUUUUGCGUGCGUACGUAGUGAGAGAGAGAGAGAGAGAAACGGCGCGCCAGCGUUUGCCGUUGUGGAUCGCGACGAAAUAUGAGCGCACGAGUGCUGAACCCGGUGAUGAUGACGGAAAUAAGCAGGAAUCUAGGCGGCGGUGGUGGCGGCGGCGGCGGCGGCGGCGGCGGCGGCGGCGGCGGCGGCGGUGGUGGUGGUAGUAGUGGACGAGCGGCACCGAGCAGGGCCGCGCUCGCCCGCGUCCGACGCGAUCUCUUCGGGCCGGUGGACCACGCGGCGGCCCGUGCCCUCGCCGAGCGCGAGUUGCACACCCAAUCGCUCCUCGACGCCGAUCGAUGGGGCUUCGAAUUUAAGCUGGGAAUACCGCGGGAGAACUCGCGCUACGAGUGGGAACAGGUGACGGAGAACGACGUCGUGCCCGAGCCCUACGCUCUGCGCGGGAUGCCUUAUCUGAGAAAACACGCGCCCGGCACGCCGCGUAAAUUGCGCGUCGACGACGCGUCUCCGACAACCACCGUCGCGACGUCGCCAACGACAACGUUGCUGACGACGAUGAUAAGUACGAUGACUACGACGACGACGACGACGACUACGAGGAUCGUCGAGCAAAUGGAGACGCCGUUGUGCGCCACGCCGACGGCCGAGAGAACGCCGCCGCAAGAGCCCAGGGUGCCCGAGAUCGGCGAGGCUACUAUGCCUAAUCAGCUGUUGGACGCGAACGCCAAGAGGAAGAGGUGCGCGGUAGAGCCGACCACCCCCGUUCUACCCUCCAUCACGAGAAAGCAAGCCACGAUCACCGACUUUAUGAAGAGUCGUAAGCGCGGCUUGAAUGGCACUACAAAGAGUAUGAUAGAGCCACCGGAGAAGAUCGCCCGCAACGCGGGUCAGAUACGCAGCUAAAAUCUUUCAGCUUUCUUGUUCAAACCUUGCCGUCUUCUUACAUUUCGUUUGUGGGAUGUGAAACAAUACCAGAAGCGGAAAACAUCAUCGUCGAAAGGAAUAGUGAAAAAAGAAAUUCCGACAGAAGACGCGAGGUUUGCGUUGGCUGUGCCAUUCAUAUAGUUUUAUCUACCAUGAGCAGGCGAAACAGAUCGAGAGAUAGAUGAAUUAAAAAGAAAAAAAAAUGAAUAAAAAAAUUAAGAAAUAGCAAAUAACAUCAUUUUUCAUCACGUACAUCUUUGUCUGUAAUUCACUGCUUUGUAAUAUCGCGAGGUUCACGAGAACAAUAGUAACAACGAGGAAAGGCGCGAGACGAGGAAGACAGAAAGAUUAGAUAAAUAGAAGAAAGGCGAAAGAGAGAGCGCGCUUGUGGAUGGAAGAAGAAGAGAGAGUAUAACUCUCGUCGUUAUUUUUUUAUGAAACAUGUCAUAUCUUCUUUUGUAUUAGGAUAAAAAUAAGUAAUAUUAAAAAGAAUAUAAAAAUUAGAUUGUAGAUAGAGUAAUGAUUUGUCUCCAAAUUAAUUAAUGUAAUAUAUUCUACGUUUGUUUUUCUAAGACAUUCAUAGAAAAAUCUUUAAACGAUGUCGUUACACACAAAAAAAAAAAAAAAACACUAUAAGAAAGAGAGAAGAGCUACGAAAAUACACGCAAGUUUCGAUUAUUCAUAAGGAUUAGUUUAUUAGCUUCUAAGAUAUAGAGCAGAGUAUAUCGCGCGUAUUCAUUGGAUCGAAAGAAUCGGAUGUCUGAGCUGGGCCACGGAUUUUUGGGACUCGUGACUGCUAUGUUUCAAUUUCCCCAAGUAUUCAGCGACGGAUUUCCUUUUGCUAAAUAACUGGGGGAAUUUUAGAAUCUUAUUAGAAAGCAGAUCUUCGCAAUAGAUAUUGCGCCAUUUUCGAUACAGCAUUCUUGAAACGCGCGCAAUAUCGAAGCGACUUAAAAUUUCCAAAUUAAUUCUCAUAAAUAUAUAUUUCGAGUUUUCUCAAUUUGGACAUGAUUUUGUGAAAAUAUGAGGAGAAGCUCAAAAGGGCAGUUGCGAAUCCAUAUCAGAAUGCGACGACCAGCUUUAAGAAAGAAGAUAACAUGAUUUAGCUGUAGUUCGUUACCCAAGUUUAAGCAUUGAUCUCCUGUACGAUUUUAAGAAAGUACAGCCGAUGCCAAAUCACCCUACGAUUUUUUUCUUCUUUACCCACUAAAAAAAAAGAUCCAUCAUCUCCUUUCUCCCUUUCCUUUCUUUAUCCUAUAUCGCGCUUAUUUCUGGCAAAUAAUGCGAGAGACAUAAUCGUCAUAAAAUCGCAGCUUUAAAAAGAAAAAUAUUCUUUAGUUACAUCUUUUAUUUUUUUAUAAAUUAAAAUACCGGUACAAAAAAAUAUUUAAUAUUUUUGCACAAUUAAAUUGAAUUGCUUGUUUUUCUGCUGCGAUAUACUCUUGAAAAUUUAUUUAGACAACAACUUUUCAGUCUUAUUAUUAUUUUUUACAUUUCAAUUAGUUUAGACAAAUGUAAUAAUUUACAUAAAAAUUUAUAAUUUCAAACAUUUGUCCACAUUUGGUUAAAUAUAAAGCCAAUAGGAAAAUUUUUAGAUAUUUAACUUUCUCUAAUCUUAAAAAAGGUACUUCAAGAUUCUCCUGUAAUAUUUCUAACAAGAAUGAUAAAUUAAUCGUAAUAGCAUUAACUUUUUGUUGGCCAUAUCGUAAUAUAAUGACAAAAUGUAUUUCUUCUUUCAUAUAUACAUAUAUAUAUAUAUAUAUAUAUAUACUAUCAAAUUUUAUAUAUACAUUUUAUUAUAUGAUAAUAUAUAAUAAAUAUAUAUAUAACAAAAAAUAUUUGGUAGAGUAUAUAUAAUAAAUAUAAGUUAAUAAAAAGAAAGAAGCUAUCUGAAAAUCAAAUUUUAAGUAUCCAACGAGAGGUUAAUAAAUUAUAGAUUUUCAUUUUUGUUAUCAAUACUUAAUUAUGAAGAAAAAAUUCUUUUUUUUUUACAUUGAGAUUAAGCGGUUUCAUAACUGAUAAAUUUGAGUGCGUAUUGUAAAGUAAACGUUUACUUCGUUCGUCGUCAACGAACUUAUAAAACGUAAUAUUAGCGUUAUGUGUGUAUUCUUAAAUGAUUUUUAUAAUGGUAGCUGUUUGUUAUAUACAAACUUUUUGUUUAUCAAUAUCCCAUUAAAACGGUCCUCAUAAAAUACACUACCGUAUCUUGCUCCUCCUGAUAUUUUCCCACUCGCCAUUCCCUUUUUGAGAUUAUAGCCCAAAAAUACGACUGGUGGUUACAAGCUAUACAUUUUUUCGAAGUCCGCAUCAUAACAUCGAAUAUAUGGGAGAAAGAGUUGAAAAAUAUAAAUCUCUCUCUUUCUCUCUCUCUUUCCUCUCCUCUCUCCCUCUCUCUCUUCAUAAAUCAAAUUUAAAAAUACGCAUUGAUCGCAAUAUUUAUUUCCCUUCGUAUGGAACAAAAAGUUCAGAAUUUCACAAAAUUCAUAUGGCAGUCGAAAGUUGAAUAAUAAUUAUCAUUGAUUAUAUGUUCGUGGCAGAUAUGGCACUUUGCGAUUUCGGCAUAAACAUAACAACUAAAAGAAAGAAAGUAAGUUAAUGUGGCAAUGGUACAUGAGAUGUGUGUGACUUAUUUGAUAUUUUUCAUUUCGCAGAAAAGUGGAAAAAAAAAUAGUCUUUGUAAUCAGUGUAGUUACAUUUUAAUUCUAGCGAACAAUGUUAUUUUCGAUAAUAUAUUGAAAUUAAAAAUCAAAUGAAAGAUCUUUUGUAUAUGAAGAUGCCAUCGCCGAAUUAAAAACAGAGAAGACCUAGCAAUUUUGGAAUCUCAUAAGAUCUGAGAAAGUCGCGACGCUUAGUGCCUGCUGUGUGAAGGAAACUCAGAAAAAAAAAAAUAAUAAAGAGAGAAAAAUCUUGUGUCUAUGUAACCCUGUGAUGUAUUAGUAUGAUCUCAGUAAACAUAACUUAGCGUGUACUUCUUAUAUAUGAUAAUUAAAUGAUAUGUAUGUAUAUGCGAGUAGAGCAAGGAGUUGUGACGAAUAUUUGAAAAUUUGUCACGUUAUAAAAUAUAAAAAUUAAAAAUCACGGAUAAGAAUCGAUGAUUUGUGGUACUUUGUGAGUGAGUGUAUCCGUGAGUUUGUGUGUUGUAUGUAUGCGUCUUGCAAAGAAUGAAAGGAUGAAAUAAAGAAGAGAAGAAUGAAAUGAGAAGAGAGAGAGCAGAAAAAGAGAAAGAAUACCCAGUGAAUCAUGUCUCACAUUCAGUCGAUACUCCGCGAUAUAAAAUGAUAUAUGUGUAACGACAAUAUUAUAUAGAGAUAUAUAUAAAUAUAUAUAAUGUAUAAUUAUAUAAAAAAAUUGUAACUAUAAGAGAGUCUAAAAAACUAACUAACUAACAUAAGUGAAUUGUCUCCAAUUGUUUAUUAAAAAAAGGAUCUAUCUAUAAA